Molecule: messenger RNA, 4758 nt
Organism: Talpa occidentalis (Iberian mole)
Lineage: Eukaryota; Metazoa; Chordata; Mammalia; Eulipotyphla; Talpidae
Gene: INPP5D
Product: inositol polyphosphate-5-phosphatase D
Exons: 27
Coding region: 89-3661 (1190 amino acids)
Biological process (GO): phosphatidylinositol dephosphorylation
Molecular function (GO): phosphatase activity
Source: RefSeq, a predicted model, not a curated record
GCCGGGCAGUGCAGGGGCCUCGCUCCCCUGGCUGCUGUGUGGGUCGGGAGGUGGCUGCCAGCCCAGCCCCAGGAGACCCGCGCCCGCCAUGGUGCCCUGCUGGAACCACGGCAACAUCACCCGCUCCAAGGCGGAGGAGCUGCUCUCCAGGACGGGCAAGGAUGGCAGCUUCCUCGUGCGUGCCAGCGAGUCCAUCUCCCGGGCGUACGCGCUCUGCGUGCUGUAUCGGAACUGCGUUUACACUUACAGGAUUCUGCCCAAUGACGACGAUCAAUUCACGGUUCAGGCAUCCGAAGGUGUCCCCAUGAAGUAUUUCACCAAGCUGGACCAGCUCAUCGAGUUCUACAGGAAGGAGAACAUGGGCCUGGUCACCCACCUGCAGUACCCGGUGCCGCUGGAGGAGGACGAUGCUGGGGACGAGCCGGAGGAGGAGACAGAAGCUGUCCUGUCUCCACCCGAGCUGCCGCCCAGAAACAUCCCUUUAUCCACGGGGCCCAGUGAGGCCAAGGAGAGCCCUGUUUCCACGGAGAACCCGAGAGCCACUGAGGUUAGCCGGCCCAGCCUCUCCGAGACCCUGUUUCAGCGACUGCAGAGCAUGGACACCAGCGGGCUUGCGGAAGAACAUCUUAAAGCCAUCCAAGAUUACCUGAGCACGCAGCUUGCUCUGGAUUCUGACUUUGUGAAGACAGGCUCCAGCAGUCUCCCGCAUCUGAGGAAGCUCACCGCGCUUCUGUGCAAAGAUCUCUAUGGGGAAGCGGUACGGACCCUCCCGGCCCUGGAAUCCCUGCAGAGGCUGUUCGAUCAGCAGCUCUCCCCGGGCCUCCGUCCUCGACCUCAGGUGCCUGGGGAAGCCAAUCCCAUCAACAUGGUGGCCAAGCUCAGCCAACUGACAAGCCUGCUGUCCUCGUUGGAAGACAAGGUCAAGGCCUUGCUGCACGAGGGUCCUGAGUCCACCCACAGGCGUUCCCUCAUCCCUCCGGUCACCUUCGAGGUGAAGUCGGAGUCGCUAGGAAUUCCCCAGAAACUGCAGCUCAAAGUGGACGUUGAAUCUGGAAAACUGAUCGUUAAGAAGUCCAAGGAUGGUUCUGAAGACAAAUUCUACAACCACAAGAAAAUCCUGCAGCUCAUCAAGUCUCAGAAGUUUCUGAACAAGCUGGUGAUUUUGGUAGAAACCGAGAAGGAAAAGACCCUGCGGAAGGAAUACGUUUUUGCUGAUUCCAAGAAGCGGGAGGGCUUCUGCCAGCUCCUGCAGCAGAUGAAGAACAAGCACUCGGAGCAGCCGGAGCCCGACAUGAUCACCAUCUUCAUCGGCACCUGGAACAUGGGUAACGCCACCCCUCCCAAGAAGAUCACGUCCUGGUUUCUCUCCAAGGGGCAGGGGAAGACGAGGGAUGACUCUGCUGAUUACAUCCCCCACGACAUCUAUGUGAUCGGCACCCAGGAGGACCCCCUGGGAGAGAAGGAAUGGCUGGAGACCCUCCGAAACUCCCUGCAAGAAAUCACCAGCAUGACUUUUAAAACAAUCGCCAUCCACACCCUGUGGAAUAUCCGAAUCGUGGUGCUGGCCAAGCCGGAGCACGAGAACCGGAUCAGCCACAUCUGCACGGACAACGUGAAGACGGGCAUCGCCAACACGCUGGGAAACAAGGGAGCUGUGGGGGUGUCCUUCAUGUUCAACGGCACCUCCUUGGGGUUUGUGAACAGCCAUUUAACUUCGGGAAGCGAAAAGAAACUCAGGCGAAACCAAAACUAUAUGAACAUUCUCCGGUUUCUGGCUCUGGGAGAUAAGAAGCUGAGUCCUUUUAACAUCACUCACCGGUUCACCCACCUUUUCUGGCUCGGCGACCUCAACUACCGUGUAGAGCUGCCCACCUGGGAGGCAGAAACCAUCAUCCAGAAGAUCAAGCAGCAGCAGUACAGCGACCUCCUGGCCCACGACCAGCUGCUCAUGGAGAGGAAGGAGCAGAAGGUCUUCCUGCACUUUGAGGAGGAAGAAAUCACGUUCGCACCCACCUACCGCUUUGAAAGACUGACCCGGGACAAGUACGCCUACACGAAGCAGAAGGCCACCGGGAUGAAGUACAACUUGCCCUCCUGGUGUGACCGAGUCCUCUGGAAGUCGUACCCCCUGGUGCACGUGGUGUGCCAGUCCUACGGCAGCACCAGUGACAUCAUGACCAGUGACCACAGCCCUGUCUUUGCCACGUUUGAGGCAGGGGUCACCUCCCAGUUUGUCUCCAAGAACGGGCCCGGGGCUGCGGACAGUCAAGGGCAGAUCGAGUUUCUCCAGUGCUACGCCACGCUCAAGACCAAGUCCCAGACCAAAUUCUACCUGGAAUUCCACUCGAGCUGCUUGGAGAGUUUUGUCAAGAGUCAGGAAGGAGAAAACGAAGAAGGAGCCGAAGGAGAGUUGUUGGUGAAGUUUGGAGAAACCCUUCCAAAGCUGAAGCCCAUCAUCUCUGACCCUGAGUACCUGCUGGACCAGCACAUCCUGAUUAGCAUUAAGUCCUCUGACAGCGAUGAGUCCUACGGCGAGGGCUGCAUUGCUCUGCGGUUAGAAGCCACGGAAACUCAGCUCCCCAUCUACACACCUCUCACCCACCAUGGCGAGAUGACCGGCCACUUCCGUGGGGAGAUCAAGCUGCAGACCUCCGAAGGCAAGAUGAGAGAGAAGCUCUAUGACUUUGUGAAGACCGAGCGGGACGAGUCCAGUGGACCCAAGUCUCUGAAGAGCUUCACCGGCCACGACCCCAUGAAGCAUUGGGAACCUGCCAACAGGUGUGGUGGCUCCGCCCUCACUGAAAUCAUCAACCCCAACUACAUGGGGAUGGGGCCCCUCGGGCACCUGAAGCAGGUCCUGUCCCCUGACCUUCAGCCCACAGCCUGGAGCUACGACCAGCCGCCCAAGGACAACUCCCUAGGCCCAGGAAGGGGAGAGACCCCUCCAACCCCUCCCUCCCAAGCGCCCGUCUCACCGAAGAAGCUGUCGUCCUCAUCCCGGGGCCCCGGCCCCAGGACACAGGAAUCAAGCUCCAGGCCCGGGGACGUGGGGAAGAACCCCGCCGAGGCCUCGCCGCCCGCGGACCCGGACCUGACCAAGCCCGAGAUGUUCGAGAACCCUCUGUAUGGGUCCGUGAGUUCUUUCCCCAAGCUGGCUCCCCGGAAGGAACAGGAGUCCCCCAAAAUGCCGCGGAAGGAGCCCCUGCCCUGCCCGGACCCGGGAGCCUUGUCCCCCAGCGUCCUGCUGCCCAAGCCCCCCGAGGCCGAGGGCGGCAAGGCGGGCGCCAAGCCGGGGGCCGCCUUCCUGAGCCCCGCGCCGCGGCUGCGCUCCUUCACCUGCUCGUCCUCGGCCGCCGGCCCCGCCGCGGGCCCCGCGGGCGGCGACAAGGGCGCGGGGAAGCCCAAGGCCCCGCCCGGCGCGCCGGGCCCGGUGCCGGUGCCGGUGCCCACCAAGCGGCCCGUCAAGCCCUCCCGGUCCGAACUGAGCCAGCCGGGCCCGGCCGCCCCCGCGCUGCUGCGGCCGCCGCUGCCGGUGAAGAGCCCCGCGGUGCUGCACCUGCAGCACGCCAAGGGCCGCGACUACCGCGACCACAGCGAGCUCCCGCACCACGGCAAGCACCGGCCGGACGACGCGCCGCUCGGCAGGGCCGCCACGCAGUGAAGCCCUGGAGAGCUGCCAGAGAGACGGGAGCCCAGAGGAGCAGCUGGACGCACAGACCCUCUCCCGGGCCCCCCGUGGCCUCCUCCUCCCCAGCUGCCUGUGCAGAGCUUCAUGUUUUCCAGUAGAGCACCCGGCUUCGGUGGCUCGGGAGCUCAGAACCCAGUGCUGAGGCUGGAAGGCACAGGGACCAGAUGGUCCACAGAGAAGCCACAUACCUGAGCCCCAGCUUGAUCUUGGUACUCGGGACCCAAGAGCCUGUUCUGGUUGCGUUUUGAAGAAGGCAACUAAAGCACCGAUUGGGGGUGGAGCAACAUAAAUAAUAAUACUAUUAAUAAUAAUAAUGGCUACAUGUGUGGCGCCCUGAUCAUGUGCUAGCCACCGUGCUGAGUGCUCAAAGGAACAAUGGAGGCUUGAAUCUUCUUCAGUCAACCAAAACCACGUCCCCAGACCCCAGUUCAAUUCUAUGUCCUGAGCGGUUUGGGCAAAGCAUUAAUUAAGGUCAGCCCCGGAGUGAGAUGGGCUGGGCCUCUCGGGAGCAGAAGGUGAAUGGUUCACAGAACAACCCGACUCUGUCGAAUGUCAGAGAUGCCAAGUGCUUUAGCCAAUGCUCCGGAGGUUCCAGCAGGACUGACACAGAGCAGGGGCCCCUCUGGCUCCUCCAGAUUGUUCAGUUGGAUGGAGAAGACACCUCACCAGCAGCGAAGAGAUCCGCGUCAACCCAGCUAGAGCCCCGGCCUGUGCCACACCCUUGCACCUUUCUCAAGGUGGGCCUCCACCUUCAGGCCAUGUGUCACGCGAGCCCCAGCAACGGUCUCCUCAUGCUAACACAAGUCUUGGCUGUUGCUUUUGUGGUCCAGACUGGCCGCCAGGCAGGAUGAACUUCUACCAAAAGGCCCUAGGACAGUGCUGCCUCCAGGGCGCCCACCCUGCUUCCUUGGUUGCUAGGAGAGUAGAUUAGUCAUAUCUUUAUUCAUACGUGGCUUUUUGACAUGGCAAUUUAGAAAGGAAUUUGAACCAAAUAUGUGUGUGCAGGUGAAUAGGUACGAACCUUACUUCCCCACUUGUCCGUCUGCAUGACCAAUAAACCAUGUCUUUCU